Ipomoea nil (Japanese morning glory) is the source of this 4456-nucleotide messenger RNA. RefSeq names its product filaggrin-like. The record is from RefSeq and is a predicted model, not a curated record. The transcript has a single exon. The annotation marks the transcript as partial. NCBI's taxonomy places the organism in Eukaryota, Viridiplantae, Streptophyta, Magnoliopsida, Solanales, Convolvulaceae.
GCGGGACGGCGAGAGCAGAGCGCGAAAACGGCAAAGAGGAAGAGAGAGAGGGGGCGGCCGCAAAAGGGGCGGGGCGCACGGAAAAAGGGGAGGAGGGGAAAAGACGGAGGCAGGGGCACGAGCGGCGGGAAAGGACGAAAGGGGGGAAGGCAGCACAAAGGGGCCGAGCCAAAGGAGGGAAGCGAAGACCGCGACCCCACGAGAGCCAAAGGCGCCACGAAGAGGCCAAAGCCAAAAAGGGAGGGGACAAGGAAGAGAGAGGCGAAAGAACGGGGACAAGAGGGCCAAGGACAGGGGGGGCAAAAGCGGGCGAGGACACCAGAGGCCCAAAAAGGCGAAAGGGCACCACGAGCAAAAGAAAGAGGGGAGACACGCGAGGGAGCGGGGAAGGCGAGCGAACAAGAAAAAGACAACAAACGAACCAGGGCCAGGAAAGAGGGGCGAAGAGGGCAAAAGGCGACCGAACGAAAGCAGCACCGACAGGGAAGCGCGAGGGAGCAAAAGACGGGGAGAAAGCACGGAGCGGGGAAAGACCAGGACCCAGAAGGAAAGAGCGCGCAAAGGGGGACGCGGACGACCGACAAAGGGGAGAGGAAGGGGACCGCAAGGCGACGAGCAGAGAGAGCGAAGGACAGGAGCGACGGAGAAACGCGGGAGGGAGCGAAAGGCGGAGGAGGGCGAGAGGAAGACACGAAAGGAAGAAGAACGGGAGAACGAACAGCCGCAGGAGGGCGAACAACCGGCCGCAGCAAGGGCAGGAGGAAAGAAGGAGGGGGAGCGGACGAACAAGGGGCCGGAGGGGGGAGGAAAGGCAAGAAGGCAGGCGAAAGAACAAAGGAGCACCACAAGGAAAGGCGGGCGAGAGAGAAGAGAAGAGCAAGAAGGGAAGCGGCGAAGAGAACACAAAGGGGGGGACAAGGGGAGAAAGCCGGGACAGGGGAGGGCGAAGGGCCACACCCAAGGGGAACAAAAGGCGAAAGACGGCGAACGCGCCACCAGGGGAGGACAAGGCGAAAGAGAAAAAAGGCAAAAAGGACAAACGGAAGGCACGAAGAAGCGAGCCGCGAGAAGCAAGGGAAGCGAAGAAGCAGCGAGGGACGAGAGGAGGCAGCACAAGAAGACGAGAACGCGACGAGGUGAGGUGGCAAACAGCCGAACAGGAGGAAGGCGAGAGUGCGCGCGAAACCGACGAAGAGGGAGCGGCGAGGGCGGGAGGGCGGGAGGGCCGGGACACGCGGGCGAGACGCAAGAAGCAGGGCAAAGGCGAGGGAAGAGGGGCAAAAGGGCAGGGCCACGCAGACGCAAAGCAAAGAGCGCAAGAAGACAGAAGCCGGGAAGAAGGAGAAAGAGCACAAAAAGGGCAAAAGGCGCGAAAGGAAAGGAGGAACGGGAAAGCCGAAAAGAGGCGACGGCAAGAAGAGGGCAAAGCGAGAGAGGGGAGAGAACAGAACCGGCGGAAGGAAGCGCAGUCAGGGACGACAGGCAGCCAAAAGAAGGGAGAAAAGGGGAAACAGGCAAAAAACCCGCGGGAGAGAAAGCGGACGAGGCGACGAGCCAGCAGGGGCGAAAACCCCGCAAAAGGGGACGAAGGCGACGACGACGGGAAGCAAGAAAGGGCCAGGGGGAAAAGGGGAAAAAGGCAACAGAGCACAAGGAGACAAGGAGGGGGAAACAAAAGGAAGGCCCAGAAAAGGGGGCAAGGCCGAAGCAACACAAGGAGAGCGGGCAAGACAACAAUAAGGGGAAAGGGCAAAAAGGGGGAGCGCAAAGGAGAACCAACGAGGCGAGGGCAAGAAAACCGCAGAGGAAGAGGGGAAGAAGGCCGAGAAGGGGGGCGGGGAGAGGAGAGCCCGCAGAAGAAGAGGGGGCGCGGGAAGCAAACCAGGGACCAAGGCCAGAGGGGCGCGGGGCAGAGAAGCAAGCAACGAGCAGCGGCCCAACCCGCACCGAAGCAGGAGGCGAAAGGGCGGGAGGAGGAGAAAGGGGGAAGGGGGACAAAGCACCGACGCGGGGAGCAGGGGAGCGAGGGGGAGGGGAGGCCAAAAAGGACGAACACAAAAGGACCCAAACAAGGAGGGGACCGAAAAAAAGGAAGCGGGGGGCAGGAAGGGGGAGGGCGAGAGGGGGCGCGCGACAGAGGACCGGCAAGAAAGCGAGGCGAGGGGAGGGCAAAAGGAGCGAAGGACCAAAAGGAGGGGGCGGGGGAAACGAGCGAGAGGGAAGGACAAAAGGAACCGGCGCAAGGGGAAAAAGGGGCGACGAAGGGAGGACGGAGCGGAGGGCGAAGGAGGAAAAGGGAACGGGGGGAGGACAAGGCAAGGGGGCGACAAAGGAGAGCGCGGAGAAGGGACAAAGGCAAAGGGCAAGGCAAAGACGAAGCCACGAAAGAAGGCGGACGCGCCGGAGCAAGAAAGAAAAACAGGGAGGGGGAGGGGAGGACAACAAAAGAAGGCGGGAGGCGGGAGGGCAAAGAAGGCGAAGGAAGCGAGGGGGAAGGGCACAGAAGGCGAAAGCAGGGGAAGGGCAAAACCAGCAACAAGCGGGCCAAAAAGAAGGGAGGCGAAGGACGACCCAACAGGGGGGGCAAGAAAAGCAAAGAGGGGAGGCAGGCCAGAAAGGAAAACAAAGCAAAGCAGCAGGCAAAGCCAAAGCGCAAGAGGCAACAGCAAGACCCGGAAGGCGACGGCACAGGGAGGGAGGGGGCCAGGAGACCCAGGAAGGAGAAGGGGGAAGAAAGAGACGGGGGGGGGGGAGGAGGGGGAGGGACACAGGGACAAGAGGCAGCAAGAAAAAGGAGGAAGGCGGAGCAAAGGGGCCAGAGCGAGGGAAAGCGACGACAAGGCGAAAAAGACAGGAAGAGGCAACAAGGCGAACGAGCGAGGAACAGAGGGCGGAGGAGGAGGCAAGCGGACGGCAAGGCACAAGGAAGGGGACAGCAAGGAGGGCCGCACGAACGCCGCAACAAAAGGGGGAGCGGAAAGAAGAAAGCGAACACGCAAGGAAGCCGCACGAGGCAGAGAGCAGCCGCCGGACGACCAAAGAGAGGGGGGCAGAAGCAAGCAAGACGGCGGGCGAGACGCAAAAGCGAAGGCGAAGCCACAAGGCGGAGAACAAAACACCAGAGGAAGGAGGGAAAGGAGAAAACCCAAGCGCACCGAGGGGCAGACAGGGGGGGGGAAAGGGGGACGGGGAAGGGAAAGGCGCAAGGAAAGACGGGGGACGACGGGGACGAAGGAACAGGCGGGGAGAGGCAGCCACCAGCAAGGCGGAGAGAAGAGGCAACAAAGCAACCAGGGGGGAGAAGAAGCGAGGCACGGGGGGGGGAGGAAAAGCACGACAAAAAGGGCAAAAAGGGGAAGGGAAGCGGGAGGGAGGAAGGAGGGCGAACGAGAGGGGGAAGAGGGGGGGGCAGGAAGGAGAAGAAGCAAGGGAGAGGGGGACGCACCAAAGGGAGGCAAGAGCCAAGGGGAGACCCGAAAGAGCACGCACACCGACAACCGAAAGGGCACCAGAAGGCAAGAAAGGAACGCCAGGAGAGGAACCGAAGAGGCACCCGGCAACAAGGCACAACAAGGAAGCAACAAGGAGCCAACAAGAAGGAAACGCGGAGAAGCCAACAAGGGGCCAACCAAAGCGAAAAGGGCGAAGAAGGCACACACAGGACGGAGGCAGGGGAAAGCCAAGGGACGGAGGAAAGACGCGAGCAGCGACGAGGAACCAACAACAAGAGGCAAGGGGCGCAGGCGGGCGAGCACAACGGGAGCCAAAGAAAAGGGACGAAGCGGGAGCCGAGCCAAGGGGGAGAGAGGCCAGGCAAGAGGAAGGAGAGCAAGGCAAGCGCAACGACGGAGGGAAACGGGGGCCAAGACCAACGCACCAAAAGGGAAGGGCACGAAAGGGGGGGGAGGAACAAAGCAAACGAAGAGGGCGGCAGGGGGAGGAAGAAAGCAAGAGGAGGCGCGAAGGGGAGGCACAAGAAGAAGGCAGGGAGGGGGAGGAGACAGGCGCCCCGGCGCACGACGCGAAGCAAGCCGGAGAGGCCGAGCAGACGCAGCGCACAAGAAGGGCAGCGGAGAGCAAAGGGACGGAAAGAGCGCAGGCGGAAGGGCGGACGGGAGAAGAAGGGGACGGCGAACAACCACCCGGGGGGAGGGAAAAGACGGGGGGGAGCAAGGCGACAAAGGAAAGAAGGCAGGGGAGGGGGGAAAACAAGCGCCGCGAGCGGGGGACGACACCGGGGCAAGGGGCGGAAGGAGGGGGGAGGCACCAAAGGGCGAGGCGAGAAAACCGCGGGAGAAGGCAAGAAAAGAAGCACAGGGGAGGAGGACAAAGGGAGGGGGAGGAGAGGAGCGGGGAAGGACGGAGAAAGCGGGAGGGGAGAAAGGGGCGAAGCGCAGGCAGAACAGGGGCGAGAGGAGGAGGAGGGGAGAAGGAAAGGACGGGGGGGGACGGCAAG